AUUGAGCGAUCAUUUAGGGUCUCGUAGACAUACGUUAAGUCUCCUUUGUAAUAUAGCAUGCCUGGUAUAGAGGAGUACUAUUUUUAUAUGUACGUGUACACAAUUAAACAGGGUAUGUAUGCACCAAACGAUACCGUUCUCUCGCGGUACUGUUCCUCAGCCUCACGAAACGACGUCGCAUGAUGAUCCCGGUAUCGACCUCCUUCUGAAUCCAUUUUCGCUAGGGUUUCUACUCUGAAUUCCAUCCGAUCUCCAUGAAAGGUCGAGAUGGAGAAAACGCGCAAAGGCCUCACACCAAGAUAGCUCUGACCUCGCUCUCGGCCAUGGUGGCCGAGACCACCACUUUCCCGAUCGAUAUUACCAAGACGAGGCUUCAGCUCCACCGCGAACCACUGUCCUCCUCCGCGUUCCGAGUCGCCGCCGAGAUCGUACGCGGCGAAGGCCUUCUCGGCCUAUACAAGGGCUUGUCUCCGGCAAUUGUCAGACACCUCUUCUACACCCCCAUCCGAAUCGUCGGUUACGAACAUCUCCGGAAUGCUCUUGCCCCCACUGGCACUUCACUUUCUCUCUCUAGUAAGGCACUCAUUGGUGGCAUUUCCGGUGUCAUCGCUCAGGUAGUCGUGAGCCCUGCUGAUCUUGUGAAGGUCAGGAUGCAAGCAGAUGGUCGUUUGGUGAGCCAAGGCCUCCAACCUAGGUACUCUGGGGCUCUCGAUGCUUUAAAGAAGAUCAUUGGCACAGAAGGCUUUGGAGGACUCUAUAAAGGGGUUUUACCAAAUGUUCAAAGAGCAUUUUUAGUGAACAUGGGAGAAUUAGCUUGCUAUGAUCAUGCCAAACGUUUUAUUAUCCAAAAUAAGAUAUCUUCUGACAAUAUUUAUGCCCACACAUUGGCCUCUAUCAUGUCAGGUCUUUCUGCAACUGCUUUGAGUUGUCCGGCUGAUGUGGUGAAGACGAGAAUGAUGAAUCAGAUGGUGAGCGAUGAAGGUAACGUUAAAUAUAGGAACUCUUAUGAUUGUCUAGUGAAGACUGUUAGAGUCGAAGGGUUAAGAGCACUGUGGAAGGGUUUCUUUCCUACAUGGGCAAGACUUGGCCCUUGGCAAUUUGUGUUCUGGGUGUCUUACGAGAAGUUUCGACAAAUUGCCGGGCUUUCUUCCUUCUGAUGAAUUCAUUGAUCAUUGCUCAACUUUCAAGAUGGCAAUAAAUUAAUGAUAGUUCACUGCUAUUCAUCAUUUUCCUUCUCGAGCUUCAAAUAUGAAUGCAUUGAUCCUCCUUUUAUGUAACAAUUUCUUGAAAGUUACGUUCGGUAACAUGAAAUUGGGGUCCUUUGGAAUUGGAGAAAAUUUUGUUUUUUAAAGUAUUUGUUUUCGUGCAAAAUAAGUAAGUCUGCGAAAAAAAAAAUCUUACUGUGGUAAAUUUCAGAAUAAUGUACAGAGCGGAAGGCUUCUUUCAUAAAUGGGGUUGCUGGACUGUGUUUGAACAUUGAAGAUUAUUUUCUGAUGAUGUGAAUUUGACAACCUUGAAUAUGUCUGUGACUUUGUAGACAGUCAAAGUCAAGAAUUGGGCCGGAUAAUUGGGUUCUCAAGGCUCAUUCUGUGUGGGCUGGACUUGGAUUGAACUAUUGGGCAGAUCAGUUCCCAACAGAUUUUGUUUCAAAUUAAUUAUUUGUUGAGCAAAUAAAGCCCAUUACUCUGUCGAGAUCAAUUCUGUGAGGGGCACUCAGAGUGGGAGCCAAAAAUAGACAUGAAUAUGAAGAGUGAGGCAAAAAGUGGUGGUUCCUGGAAAGCUAUCGGUACAUCCCAUGAAGGGAUAACCAUUCAGUUAACAAGGCCAAAAGUGGUGGUUCCGAGUUUGGAAAGCUACCGGUACAUCCCAUGAAGGGAUAACCAUUCGGUUAACAAGGCCAACAGUGGUGGUUCCAAGUCCGGAAAGCUACCGGUACAUCCCGUGAAGGGAUCAUCAUUCAGUUAACUUCCGAACAUUGGACGCAGAUCUAAUUUUUAGUUUUUACUUGUACAAAAUGGUUAGCGUAAGAUAUAGUAGACACGUGUUUGACAUGGUUAGAAGUGUACUAAAAUUUAUAUAUAUAUUAGUUGGACACGAAAAUAUAUCCUAAAACGAGGAUAUAAAACUAAACCAACUCGUAUCCAUCUCUAAGCUCCAAAUUAGUGAUUACAUCCAUAAUAAUGUGAUAAU
Cornus florida is the source of this 2190-nucleotide messenger RNA. RefSeq names its product mitochondrial uncoupling protein 3. The transcript has 2 exons. Gene Ontology annotation, biological process: response to cold; transmembrane transport. The record is from RefSeq and is a predicted model, not a curated record. NCBI's taxonomy places the organism in Eukaryota, Viridiplantae, Streptophyta, Magnoliopsida, Cornales, Cornaceae. The coding region runs from base 255 to 1157 and encodes 300 amino acids.